Suillus discolor is the source of this 1033-nucleotide messenger RNA. RefSeq lists its product as uncharacterized. The record is from RefSeq and is a predicted model, not a curated record. Bases 93 to 953 code for a protein of 286 amino acids. The transcript is spliced from 2 exons. NCBI's taxonomy places the organism in Eukaryota, Fungi, Basidiomycota, Agaricomycetes, Boletales, Suillaceae.
UACACGCCGAGAGCAUAUAUGCUGCCCGAUUUUGAUACUCCUUCCGUACCGGCGACAAUCCACUUUACUCUUGACCUAACAGCUACAACUACAUGUGGAAUUCUUGGAGCUCCCAGCACGAUUCCAGGCUUGAACAAAGGAAAAUUUGCGGCCUGCUCAACAAACUGAACGUGACAAACUUCGACUCCGUUUCUACUAAGUUAAUCGAGCGUCUUACGGAUUGUGGACGGCGCGGUUGCGCAGAGAUCAUCGAAGCCUUUGCUGUCUCGAUUGCACUACGUGCAGUUGAGGAUACCCAACGCUCCUCGCUCUACGCCUAUCUUUGCAAAAGAGUUGACAGAGAGCUUGAGAUGGAAGACAGGCGGUGGACAUGGCUCAACGAUGGCACACGGCAAUCAUCACACCCAUCAUUCGCCAGUAUUCUUAUCGAGGCUUGUGAAAGCAGAUUCACGCAAGCCCUCGAUGAGCAGGCAGCACAUCUGUUCCCCUUGAUCGAAUUCAUAGGGGAUUUAUUGUUGGAUGGUGUUUUGCCCGUCACCGACGUUCAAGACCUGGUGCAACAGCUCUUUAGCCUGGCAGAACAAGGCCAGGAAGGUAGUGCCAUCGCGCUGAGCAGACUCUGCCGCAGAGUUGCUCGAGAGCAAGAAGGAAUGCACAUUCUAGAGCAAUUGGGUGCAUCAGGUAGCAUCGAGAGAGUGCUGGAGGAAGAUAUCAUCACGCCAAAAGCUCGUUACCUUCUAAUGGCUGUGGUGGACUUGUUCCACCAGGAGCUUGUAGACGUCUUUGACUCAGCGGCGCUUAGAAACGAGAUUUAUAAUCUUGAUGACGAUGAGCAGGAAGUCUCAUCAGAACUCGAUUCGACACUGACGGAUGUCGAUGAUUUACUUCCUUCGAAGACAAUCACCUGUGAGUCGGAGGACCAAGUGGAGAUUUCCAAGCUGGAAGCAGAGUGAGCAGAGGUUAACAUGUGUCCCGCAUUCGUUCCACCCGGAAGGUCAUUGGACGGCUCUGAACAUGCGAUUGAACGGAGAUA